UAUUACUUCAUAGUGGGUAUGCGCCAUCAGUAGAGAAAAAUCGAACCCAACCGAUCGAACUCCGAACCGGUCGCGUCGUUCCGGCCAUGACUGCAUACAGCCUGGAGGUGCCCAGCGAGUACGGCUACGUGGUGCUCGUCGGGGUGGGCUCCACCCUGGUCAACGCGUGGCUCUCCUUCCGCGUCGGAAGGGCGCGAAAGAAGUACGACGUCAAGUACCCGGCCAUGUACUCGGACACCAGCAUCGUCUUCAACUGCAUCCAAAGAUCCCACCAAAACUUCCUCGAGGGCUACCCUCAGUUCUUGAUGACGCUGUUCCUCGCUGGAUUAGAGUUUCCGAAAGUCGCUGCUGGUGCGGGACUUGUCUACCUGGCCGGCAGGAUUGUCUACGCCAUCGGGUACUCUACGGGAAACCCGUCCAAGCGGAUGCGUGGCGGCUUCCAGUACUUCGGCGUGCUUACCUUGCUCUUACUCACUGUGCGUCAGGGUCUGCGCAUGCUGGAUUACAUCUAAGCCGCCGUUGUUCACCCCCGCAGCGAGUUGGUCAAAGAAGCCGGAGCUCAAACACUGCGGUCACAGCGUCUGUGGAACUGACGUGUCCGCAUCCAAAGACUAUGUGCUUGUCGCCCAUUAUUAAGGACAUUAUCGUGAAACCUUCUGUUGAACUGACGGGAGGCGAAUGCGCGGGAGUGCGGCUGAUUGUGAGCAAAGAGUUUGUCAGUUUGUGUAGUGACAAAAACUUAAUCGAAGGAAGAGGCGAAAAAACUAAAGGGGUGACCGCGAGGGUAAGGGGUGCUUGAGCUGAGAUUCCAGUAGACUUUUUUGUUCAAUAAAUUGGUUUUCCAGAA
Messenger RNA from Dermacentor albipictus, 847 nucleotides. RefSeq names its product glutathione S-transferase 3, mitochondrial-like. The record is from RefSeq and is a predicted model, not a curated record. Lineage: Eukaryota; Metazoa; Arthropoda; Arachnida; Ixodida; Ixodidae. Gene Ontology annotation, molecular function: glutathione peroxidase activity; glutathione transferase activity. Gene Ontology annotation, cellular component: endoplasmic reticulum; membrane; nuclear envelope.